AUUCAUCUCUUCUUCUUCUUCUUCCUCAGACAAAAUUGAAGCAGAGAUGACGAAUUCUUCCCAGGCACGGGCUCCGGUGAGCUUCGCGGAGCCACGGAGCUUUCCGGCGGUGCUCCGGGCAAACCUGAAGGAGGUGUUUUUCCCCGACGAUCCCUUCAGCGAAUUCAAGGACGAGCCAUUUUCACGCAGGGUGACAAAGGGAUUUCAGUACUUCAUCCCCAUUCUCAAUUGGCUUCCCAACUACAAUCUUAAUCUCUUCAUGUACGAUGUUCUCGCCGGAAUCACCAUCGCCAGCCUCGCCAUCCCUCAGGGAAUCAGCUACGCUAAGCUCGCCAACAUUCCUCCCAUCAUCGGACUCUAUUCGAGCUUUGUGCCGCCAUUGAUUUACGCAGUGUUUGGAAGUUCAAAGCAUCUUGCGGUGGGUACGGUGGCGGCUUCGUCGUUGCUCAUAGCUGCCACCAUUGAAGAAGUAGUGAAACCACAAGACAACUUGGAACUUUACGUGAGUUUGGUGUUCACAGCCACCCUUGUCUCUGGUUUGGUUCAAACCAUCAUGGGUUUGUUGAGGCUAGGAAUAUUGGUGGAUUUUCUAUCGCAUUCAACAAUCACUGGUUUCAUGAGUGGGACAGCAGUACUCAUAUGUUUGCAGCAGCUGAAAGGCAUCCUUGGCUUGAAGCAUUUCACACACCAUACUGAUUUGGUUUCUGUUAUACACGCCAUUUCCACCUAUAAAAAUGAGUGUAAUUGGAGGAGCAUUGUGAUUGGUGUUAUCUUCCUUGCUUUCCUACAAUCCACUAGAUAUGUAAAAAAGAAGCUUCCAAGAUUGUUUUGGGUUUCAGCCAUAGCUCCUAUGGUGACUGUCAUUGUUGGCUGCCUCUUUGCUUACUUUGCUCAUGCAGAAAAACUUGGCAUCCAAACUGUGGGAGAACUAAAGAAAGGAAUAAACCCUCUGUCCAUCCAAAGAUUGAACUUUGAUUCCAAGUACAUUUAUGCACCAAUUAAAGCUGGAAGCAUCACAGCCUUGAUUGCUCUAGCUGAAGGAAUAGCAAUUGGGAGGAGUUUUGCAGUGAUGAAAAAUGAACAUAUUGAUGGCAAUAAGGAGAUGAUUGCCUUUGGACUCAUGAACAUCAUUGGCUCCUUCACAUCUUGCUACUUAACAACAGGUCCAUUCUCAAAAACUGCGGUGAACUUCAACGCGGGUUGCAGGACCCCCAUGUCCAACGUUGUAAUGUCGAUCUGCAUGUGUCUAACUCUCCUGUUCUUAGCCCCAAUCUUUAGCUACACUCCCCUAGUGGCUCUAUCGGCCAUUAUCGCAUCAGCCAUGCUCGGCCUAAUCAAGUACAAAAAGUUCUACCAUCUCUACAAGACAGACAAGUUUGAUUUCAUGAUUUGCUUGGUGGGGGCUCUUGGUGUCAUCUUCGUUACCAUGACCUAUGGGCUUGUGUUAUCCAUAGCUCUGGCUUUAGUGAGGGCGCUUUUGCAUGUAGCUAGGCCUCCUUCAUGCAAGCUUGGGAGCAUGGUAGAGAGUGGAAUAUAUUGUGACGUUGAACAGUAUCCAGGUGGAACUGGGUUUCCAGGGAUUUUGAUCUUGCAGCUUGGUUCUCCAAUAUACUUUGCAAAUGCCAAUUACAUUAGGGAAAGAGUUCUAAGGUGGAUCAGAGAUGAACAAAAAAUUUCGAAUUCUAAAGGGUCAAACGUUGAAUACUUACUGCUGGACUUUGGAGCCAUUAACUCAAUUGAUGUAACGGGCAUUGAAACACUAGUUGAAAUUAGAAAGAGCUUACUAGCAAAAGGGAUUAAGAUGGUUUUGAUAAAUCCGAGGUUGGGGGUGAUGGAGAAGCUGAUAUUAUCAAAGUUCAUAGAACUUAUUGGAAAGGAAUCAGUUUUCCUGUCAAUUGAUGAUGCAAUUGAGGCUUGCAACUUUUCUCUCAAAUCCAUGCCCGUUUAAUUUAAUUUUAAUCCCAAUCUCGAUCUUGUAAUCCACACCCUCACUUCAUCUAUAUAUUGUUUCUAAACUUCACUCCUGUAAUCAACUGAGCUGCCCAUACGUGCCAUAUAUAUAAACUUGUGGAUGAGCAACAUAUAGAUACAAAUGGCUUGGCAUGUUGUCUACUUUCGUGUUUAGUUCCCCUCUGAUAUGAAGUGUUAAUGUUGUGAUA
Messenger RNA from Ipomoea triloba (trilobed morning glory), 2159 nucleotides. Its product is annotated as probable sulfate transporter 3.5. The record is from RefSeq and is a predicted model, not a curated record. The transcript is spliced from 12 exons. Lineage: Eukaryota; Viridiplantae; Streptophyta; Magnoliopsida; Solanales; Convolvulaceae. Bases 47 to 1948 code for a protein of 633 amino acids. Gene Ontology annotation, molecular function: secondary active sulfate transmembrane transporter activity. Gene Ontology annotation, biological process: transmembrane transport. Gene Ontology annotation, cellular component: membrane.